CACGAGGAACUCUGACCAAAUCAAAAUCUGACUUGUUAAAAGAAGGAUUCCCAACUGCACUGACCAGAACAUCAGCAAUCCUCCAGAGGAAGAUUUUGUGUUUGGAGAGGUGUUGGAUGAAGAUGAAGAUGUUGUUUUGCAGUCUGCUGUUUGUGUUGGGAGGAGAUGUUCUCCUGGCCUGCUCUCUGAAGAACUACACGCUGUACGUGGAGAGACACGAGUGCGGUCACUGCAUGGCCGUCAACACCACCAUGUGCAGCGGAAUGUGCUUCACACAGGACACAAACGUGAGAGGAUUUGUGGGCAAGCGUUUCCUGAUUCAGAGAGGAUGCAUGCAUCGUUCUCUGGUCUAUCAUUCUGCUAAGAUGCCCGGCUGUCCUGUCCACAUUGACCCGCUCUUCUUUUAUCCGGUGGCACGCCAGUGUCGCUGCACAAAAUGCAACACUACCAGGAACGAGUGUGUUUACAAGCCAAAUUACACUCCCAGCAAAUGCUCCGAGCACCUGCGUGCCGUCUGAAAUCAAUCGACAAGGGGCCUUCCUCACAAUAAAAUUCAGUUCUGUUAACCUUUUUUCCCCCUCUAAUGUUUUGGUAACAUUUGUUCUAUUAGAAAGUGUUUCUCAUUUCAGCUAUAUAGAAAGAGUAAACAAUAUGGAUGGUUUUGUAAUAAUGUUGUAUA
Sinocyclocheilus anshuiensis is the source of this 679-nucleotide messenger RNA. RefSeq names its product thyrotropin subunit beta-like. Gene Ontology annotation, molecular function: hormone activity. Gene Ontology annotation, biological process: G protein-coupled receptor signaling pathway. The transcript has 2 exons. Gene Ontology annotation, cellular component: cytoplasm; extracellular region. The record is from RefSeq and is a predicted model, not a curated record. Bases 117 to 518 code for a protein of 133 amino acids. Lineage: Eukaryota; Metazoa; Chordata; Actinopteri; Cypriniformes; Cyprinidae.